UUACGCUCCAUACGAACCGGCCACGGUUGAUGUCCGCUCGCGGCCUCUCUCACUUUCGACGCACACACCGCGCUGCAGGGCGGAGCCUGCGUAUAUAAGCAAAAGCUGCACUUUGUGCCAACUUCUGAGCACUACAUACUCGCCUUGUGCUGACUCCCAAGCUCGUGCAAGUCCAACCCGAGCAAGCAAAAAUGCCUUCAGAACUGGAGACAGCUAUGGAGUCCCUCAUUGUGGUGUUCCACCGCUACGCCUCGCGGGACGGCAGGAACGGCACCCUCAGCCGACAAGAGCUCCGUUUGCUGAUGGAGAACGAGCUGUCCAACUUUUUAAGGUCCCAAAGGGACCCGGCUGCCGUGGACAAGAUCAUGAAGGACCUGGACACCAACGGAGACGGCCAGGUGGACUUUGAAGAAUUUGUGUCCCUGGUGGUGGGACUGUCCAUUGCAUGUGAGCGGUGCUAUCAGUUGCGCAUGAAAAAUGAGACCAAGAAGUGAAGGAAGAGAUACUGUCCAAAAAAAAAAAAGAACACCUUUCCGGAACACAUUUCAUUGUUGUAUGUCUCAUGUCUAUUAAAAUGUCACAGAUUUCAAACCCACCCCACACAUUUGUGAUGUUUUAUCAAAAGUGAUCAAUCUGGUGCCACAGCAGUCAAAGUACACAUGAGGAGUGGCUAUGUUGACAAUUCAUGAUAAACAUUCCACGGCGAGCACGCCCUACCAACUAAAGCACGCUUUAAGACUUGUAGAAGUUGUGAGGAAAGAAUGCUCCUCCGUGUUUUUCCACUCAAUACCUCUUUUUGUGCCUCAUGUCAGCAGAAUGUUGCGUAACACCACCGGAAAGCACGAGCCAACUUGACCAGUCAAAUGCAGGAUUGUUUUCAAAAUGUUCUUAUUAGAUGUUUAACUCAAUGAUUGGGACCGUAUGCUGCAAGAAUUUGCCACUUUAAGGGCCUGGAAGUCAUAAUUCGGGGCAAAGGUCACGUGUACAUAUCACGAGCUGCACACGCCCUUUUUCCAGUUGUUAUGGUUACAGUGCAAACACAAGCAGGUUGCUAGGUUACAAUCCAGCGUGAGUGUGAAUGGAUUGCAACAUUUUGGCCUUGAGUUGUAAUGUUCCAUUUCGAACACUAGAUGACAUUAAAUAUCACAACUGAUGUGUAGUUUU
Syngnathus acus (greater pipefish) is the source of this 1164-nucleotide messenger RNA. RefSeq names its product S100 calcium binding protein A10a (gene s100a10a). Lineage: Eukaryota; Metazoa; Chordata; Actinopteri; Syngnathiformes; Syngnathidae. Gene Ontology annotation, molecular function: calcium ion binding. The record is from RefSeq and is a predicted model, not a curated record. The transcript is spliced from 3 exons. Gene Ontology annotation, cellular component: cytoplasm. Bases 192 to 494 code for a protein of 100 amino acids.